AUUGGUGGAAUUUCAAUUGCAUUACCAAUGGUUUUGUCUGUUACAAUGGCUAUUAGUUCUCAUAGGUUUUCACAUCAAGGUGCAAUCACAAAAGGAAUGACAGCUAUUGAAGAAAUGGUUGGAAUGGAUGUUCUUUGCAGUGGUAAAAUUAGAACUCUCAUUUUGAAUAAGUUUAGUGGUGAUAGAAAAUUGAUUGAGGUGUUUGUUAAGGGUGUAGAUAAGGACUUUGUGAUACUUUUAGCAGCUAGAGCUUCUAGGAUUGAAAAUCAGGAUGCUAUUGAUGCUGAAGUUGUUGGAAUAAAUGAUCAUAAAGGUUUUAGCGGAGAUAAGUAACUAUCAUAGUCCAUUAAUAUUUGCAUUAAUAAUAUGGUUAAAAAAAAAAAAAAACAGCCUUGUUGCCAAACUGUAAAGUCUGGAGAGGAAAUUGUCUAAUAGCAACCAUAAUUCUCUUAUGUUCAAGUGAUUACACAAAGAAAUGAAAUAUAUUUUUGGAUAUGAAUUCUUUAAAGAGUGUUAAAUAUGAUUAGUGUUGUUUUGAGAACUAAACGACGAAUAAAACAUAAAGGAUAAGAGUACU
This is a messenger RNA of Cicer arietinum (chickpea), 577 nucleotides long. Lineage: Eukaryota; Viridiplantae; Streptophyta; Magnoliopsida; Fabales; Fabaceae. The record is from RefSeq and is a predicted model, not a curated record.